This is a messenger RNA of Phyllostomus discolor (pale spear-nosed bat), 8760 nucleotides long. RefSeq names its product polycystin 1 like 1, transient receptor potential channel interacting (gene PKD1L1). Gene Ontology annotation, cellular component: membrane. Gene Ontology annotation, molecular function: calcium channel activity; protein binding. Gene Ontology annotation, biological process: detection of mechanical stimulus. Lineage: Eukaryota; Metazoa; Chordata; Mammalia; Chiroptera; Phyllostomidae. The record is from RefSeq and is a predicted model, not a curated record.
AUGGGCCGGGGCUGUGGGCUGCUGGCCUCGGCGCUGGCCCUGCUGACCCUGCUGACCCUGCUGACCCUGCUGCCGUCCGCCCCCGGGAGCCGCUCAGAGGGAGGUGUGACCCCCCCACACACACCCCCCCCAAACCAGCGUCGUCCAGCACCCCUGCGACACCGGGAGGCCAGCCCCUGGGGGCCCCCGGGAAGCCCCCUUCGAAGUCACCAGCUGCUGGAGCAGCGGCGGCCCCGGUCCCCACCGUCCCCCGACGUGUGUGGUUGGAGAAGCGGACGGCACCUUCCAGGCCCCUGCAGCCUGAAGGUGGCGGCCCCCUCCUGUGCCGUGGGACUGCCACGCUCUGCAGGGGACGAGGCCCCCGAGCCGCUUCCCGGAAUGGAUGUCACCUCGGCCGCUCUCCCCAUGGGGACCCCCGUCACGAUGGCCGAGUGUGGUCAGACCAGCACCCCAACGUCGCAGCCGGCCACAUUGCCCGGCAGCCCCCGCGGCCCUCCUCCAGGACCUCUCCACGCCCGAGGCCCCCUCGCCUCCUGCCCCAGGCACGAGCGGCUGCAGCCCUGCGCUUGGUGUCACCCGGACCCCCACCAGCCCCGGGCCCCAAUGGCGCAGGCAGGUCCUGCCGCCCUCCGCUCACCGCAGGCAGCGCUGGGCCUGGGGCUCCGGGUCCAAACGGCCCCUGCAGCGGCUCUCUGCCUGGCGGUGGAUUUCGGGGAUGGAUCGGGGGUUCUGGUGAGGGUCCCCCGCACACCCGGCGACGUGGCCGUCACCGCCUGCCACCAGUACAGCACAGGAGGCGUCUACGCAGUCCGGGCGGCUGUUCACUCCGAGUCCCGCGGAGGUGCCCUGCGGCUGGGGCCUUACUACGUGGCGAUGGGCCUCGAGGGCGUGGCCGUGACCAUGAACACCAGCAGCGUCCACGGGGGCCAAGUGCUUGCCUUCGGCGGCUCCCCUGCGAGCCCGAGAAGCACCGUGGUCACGCGCCGCCCGCCCCCCGCGUCCUCCUGCACCGUGUCCUUCACUGCCCAGGCCCCCGGGGACGGAGGGCCGGCCUGGGCCCCCGUGGCCGUCCACUACCAGAUGCAGCCCGUCUCCGUCCACACGAACGGAACCGUGUUUGCCACCGACGUCGACGUCAUUUUUGUGGCUGUCACGGAGGAGACCACGCCGCUGGAGUUCACGUGGCUCUUCGGAGACGCCGCGCCCGUGAGGACGACGCGCAGGAGCGUCAGGAGGAGGCUCCGCGUCCCCGGGGGGUACCGCGUGCUGGUACGGGCUUCCAACGGGCUCGGCAGCGUGGCCUCGCAGCCCCUCCGCGUCCGGGCGCAGAGGAGAGUCGUCGCCGGCCGGCUUGUGGCGGCCCCCUGGGCCCUGGUGGGUGCCGCCGUGGCCUUCGAGUGCAGGCUCAGCUUCGGCACCGACGUGGCCUACCGGUGGGACUUCGGGGACGGCGCCGGCGGCCUGGGGAACAGCUCCGCCCGUCACGUCUACGGCAGGGAAGGAGAGGUCACGGUCCGGGUCCUGGCCUUCAACGCCAUCAGCGCCUGUUCCCUCACGAAGCGCCUGGUCAUCGUGCGCCAGCCCUGCCAGCCACCACCUGUGCGCAGCCCGGUGCCGGCGAAGGUGCAGGUGUGGCGGUCUCAGCCUGUGACCCUGGGGGUCGCCUUUGAAGCCGCCGUGCUCUGUGACAGGGCCCACGGCCUUUCCUACACCUGGACCUUCACCGACUCGGCCGGGUCGCCGGUGCGCCUGCCGCCCGCCGUCCGAGCUCACGAGCAGACCAUCACCGUCCCCAGCUACACCCUGGAGCCCGGGAACUACACGGCGCUGGCCAAGGUGCAGGUGGAAGGCAGCCCUGUGCACAGCAACUACCGCGUGGAGGUGGAGGUGCGAUCCCGGGCGCCCGUCAGCGUGAUCUCCGAGGGCACACACCUGUUCGUCCCCAGGACCCCCUCGUCCACCGUCGUCCUCCGGGGAUCCCUAUCCUACGACCCCGACAGGCCCGGGGCCGCCCUCAGGUACCACUGGACAUGCUCGCCAGCCAGCGCCCCCGGGCGCCCCUGCCUGGCCGGGCCCGCUGCCCACAGCCUGGACACCGCGGCCCCCACCCUGUCCUUCGCGGCAGACGCUCUCAGUGGCAGCUACGACCAGUUUCUCGUGACGCUGACGGUGUCCAGCCGCGGCCGGAACUCGUCUGAGGCCCAGGUGUUCCUGUCUACCCGCGCCGACCCGGCGCUCAGACUGGUGUCCGUCGCCUGGGUCGCCUUCCGAGGCCUCCCCGUGAACUGGAACGAGGGGCUCUCGCUGCGGGCGGCCUGUGAGGACUGCGGCGACGCGGCCACGCUCUCGUACUCCUGGGACCUCUUCCGGGUCAACGCGACGGGGAGGGACGUUGCAGAGGAAGUUCCGUUUUGCAGGACCGUGGGACUGCUGGGCUCCUCAGGUUUGGGGGCCGGACGGAGGUCAUCAGAGUCCUACCCACCGUCCCUGGGGCCAAGCCGGGCAGAGCCUCAUGUCACGCCUGCUGCCUUCCUCAUGGGCGCUGUGGCCACGGACCCCGGGCCGGCUGGACCUCUCAGCCCCAGGGCAGAGCCUCCUCGGAGUCCACAGGCCCUGUGCUCCCCGUCCCCGCCGAGGGUGACGCUGCGGCCCCAGACGGGGGUCCCUGGGACGUGCCGCCCUGGUGUAGGUGUGGGUCAUGUCCCCGUGGGCCCCGCCUGGCACCCACCCCUGCUGCUCACUGAGCCUGCCCCUCCUCCCUUCCUCGGGACACUGGCCAUCCGGCUGCAGCCCAGAGGAGAGCAAGGCCUGUCCCCAGGCCUCAGCAUCCAGCCCGCGGGUGACCACGCAGAGCCCCGCCCACCGGGGGGCGGGGACCAGGACGCUGCCUCGCUCUGCCCGAUGGCCUCCCAGGGAUUCGCGUCCGCGGGGCGGGACCCGGGGGGGCUGCCCGGGGGUGGGGGGGGGGACUUCGAGGCUCAUUACGGUGACAUCCAGGAAGCAGCGCCGGCGGAAGGGAGGUGGCCGGCCGACUCCUCCCCCGCGGUCCUGCCCCCGCCCGUGCCCCCUCCCUGCGCCCCACUCUGUCCCCUCCUGGCGCCCCCCACCGCCAGCGUCUCGCUGCCCCGGGCGGGGGGGCCUCCUCGUGCCCUUUCCCAGCGUGCUCACCCGGACGCCGGCCGCGGCCUCGCUCUGCAGGGCGGCCGUUUCCAGGAGCCGCACCUGGGCGUCUGGGGCCGAGCACACGUGUGCCGAGUGAAUGCCACGGCCCACGGGUCACGUGGCAACCGCGUUGCUCUCGACCGCGGGCCCACAUCCACCCGCCAGCGCCAGCACCGACCGCCGGUGCCUGACGAGAGCCCCAGGGAUGGGGACCACCUGCUGGGCCCCUUCCUCUCCACCCGCGGCGCCGGGCCUGCUCUCCUGGUCGACUGGCCCAAGUCCCCCGUGAGCCGGGCUGUCUUCCACGGCUACACCGCGUCCGGGACCGCGGGACAGACGGUGACAGUGAAGCCGUACUCGCUGAGCCCUGGGGCCACCUACGUCCUGCAGGCCACUGUGGCUUCGGGGCUCCGCUUCCUGGGGAAAGCUCAGCUGUACUUGACCGUCAACCCCCCGCGGGGCAUGGCCUGCCAGGUGCAGCCGCCCCGCGGCCUGGAGGCCCACACCGUCUUCAGCGUCUUCUGCACUUCGGGCCGACCGGACUUCCGCUACGAGUUCCGCUACCGGGUGGGGGACGCCGCCCCACGCACCCUGCACCGGGGGACCGACGCCCAGCACUACUUCGUGCUGCCCGCGGGGGAGCCCGUGGACGGGCACCAGGUCCUGGUGUCCACCGUGGUCACCGACGGCGAGGGCUCCCAGACGCAGCCGUGUGCCGCCGCCGUGACCGUGCUGCCCCGUCGCCAUGGGGACGGCUGCCCCGGCGAGGACGUGUACACCUCCAGCCUGAAGAGCCUGUCCGCCCUCCGGCUGGUGGCGAGUCCCGCGGAAAUCCGGAACUACGUCUCCGUGACCGCCAGCGACCUGAGUCGCUGGGCGAGGGACGGGAGCCCCUCCUGCGGCCUGUGGCCGCGCAUCCAGGACGCGCUCGUUUCUGCGGCGUGCACCCCCGCCCCCCGAGACCAGGAGGACGCGGCCGACUGGGUUCUCAUGCUGCGGGACCUCCUCCGCUUCCCCAACAAGGGCUGCCUGUUGGCGGGCUGCGAGCACCAGCUCCACGUGAACGCCGGGCGGAUGGAGUUCCGCUCGCAGCUCCACCGCCGUGCCGGGAGCGCCACGCUGGGCCUGGGCCCGGUGCGGGUGCAGCUGCCCGCGGACCUCACUGAACAGGAGACGCAGAGCCCCUGCUACGUCAGCCAGCUCUCGCUCUUCCGGGGCAGCCCCGCCCCGUGGGGGGGCGCGCCUGGCCAGGUGGGUGCGGUGCUCGCCCUGGCCCUGCACUGCUGCUCCGGCAGGAGGCCCCUCCGCACCCAGCGGCUGAGGACGCCCGUGACCGUGGAGUUUGGGGAGGAAGACGGCCCGGGCGACGGCGGGAACGAGACGGCGUUCGUGCUGCGUCGGGACCGAGUGCACGUCCACCGCCUGGCGGGGCUCUCGGUGGCCCCCCCGGAGGCCCUGCAGGUCCGGGUCACGUUCUCACGGCCGGCCGCCAGGGCCUUCCCAGUCCUGCUGCUGCUGAGGUUCUCGGAGAGGCCGACGCCGUCCCGGUUCCUGGUGAAGCAGACACACUCCUGGGAGGGGCUCACGGCGCACCUGUCCGUGCCGGCCCCGUCGCUGCGAGGCCCCGCCCAGGCGUACCUGUCCUUGCUGGACGCGGACUACGACAGGGACCCUCCGGACAGGCACCUGGCCGAGGCCGUGGGCUACACCCUGCGGGUCCAGGGCGUCCGCUGCCUGCUCUGGGACGCGAGGCGGUGGGCACCCGCGGGCCUCCCCCCGCAGCCGGGCGCCUCUCUGGGGAAAGUGAGCUGCAGCUACAACCGCCCCGGUGCCGCCUUCUCCCUCGCGAGGAGGGACCUGAAUUCCACCUUCGAGACGGGCGACGUCUCUGAGCUGCGGGGGCGCCCGGCAAACCCGCUCCCCGGCGCCGUGGUGGCGGUCUGUGCGCUCCUGUACGCGCUCCUGGCCGUGAGGGGCCGGCGCGUGGACCGUCGUGAGAGGAGGCAGACCGGCCACGUGUUCCUACAGGAGGCGUGCCACCCAGGACACCAGCUCUACGCGGUGGUCAUGGACACCGGCUUCCGGGCUCCGGCCCGCUGCACCUCGAAGGUUUACGUUGUCUUGUGUGGUGACGACGGGCUCUCAGGGCCCAGAGAACUCUGCUGCCCUGGGAAGCCCCUGUUCGAACGGAAUUCCAGGCACACCUUCGUCCUCAGCACCCCGGCCCCGCUGGGCCCGCUCCGGAAGGUCCGCCUGUGGCACGACAGCCACGGGGCGUCUCCCACCUGGUACGUCAGCCACGUGAUGGUGCAGGAGCUGCACACCGGACCGGGGCUCGGACGCGGCUGGUUCUUCCCCGCCGAGUGCUGGCUGGCCGCUGGCCGGCAGGACGGCCGUGUGGAGCGGGAGCUGGCCUGCCUGCGCGGGGGCCUCGGCUUCCGGAAGCUCCUGUACUCCAAGUUCACGGAGCUCCUGGAGGACUUCCACGUGUGGGCCUCCGUGCACAGCCGGCCGGCCGGCAGGGGCCUCCCGCACACGCCACGACUCAGCGUGGCCUUCGCCCUGCUGUGCGCCCACGCCUGCCUCGCGGCCCUGGUCACCGCCGCGGGACACGAGCAGCCACGCAGACUCCGGACGACCCGCCCGCUGCUGCUGUCGUUGCUGCAGCUCCUACCAGGGACCGGCCCCGCUGGCGUGCCCCUCGAGCUCUUCCGGACCGGCUUCCUGUGCACCCUCCUGGCGUCCCCGGGGGCUCAGCUCCUGUCCCUGCUCUUCCGGCUCGGCCAGGUACCCCCACCCCGUCCCAGCCUGCGAGGCCCUGACCUCGGGGGGACCCCGGGACCCUGCCCUGAGCCCUGUCCUUGCCCUGCAGGAAGCCCGAGGGCCCCGCCGAGUGCAGCCGCACCCACCCCCAAGAGCAGCGCCGGCCGCAGCACCUCCAGGACACCGCAGGUCCGGACGCCACCCAAGCCCCCGGCCGUGCGUCUGAGGGGCUCGCCAUGUCCCGGCGGCCCCGGGAGCCUCCGCCUGUGGCUGGGCACGGCAGCGUGGGCCAUCUGCGGGACGGUCGCCGUGGCCUGUGGCUCGGGAACAGGACUCCUAGGGUACAGGUUCAGCCCCGCGCGGUGUGAGCAGUGGCUGGGCCUGCUGGCCGUCUCUGUGACCUGCUGCGUCUUCGUCACCCAGCCCCUUAUGAUCGGCCUCGCGGCUCUGCGCUUCGCCUGGAAGAGGAGAAACGACGAGAACUUCUUCACCGAGUCUUUACGAGAAGCCACCGAGGGCCUGGACGCCGACCUGGAGGCGCUCUUUCGCGGCCACUCGCCCCACGAGCCCGGUGGCAGCGACCCCCAAGGAGCUGACACGGUGGAGAGCGCCGUGGCUGCGCGCCAGCAAGCUCGCCGCCUGCGCUGGGCGCGUCCCCCGUGCACAGCCCGGCUCAGGGCCACCCGGGAGAGGAUGAGGCGGCAGACCCGCGCCCGGGAGGUGCUGAGAGACGCCGGCCUGGCCGCCCUCACGCUGCUGCUGCACCUGUGCGUGACCCACGGGGCGGCCCCCCGGGGCGAGCACGCUCUGCACCGCGCCAUCCGGGACACCUUCGCCAGAGAAGCACCCAGGAGCGCCGUGGGUGGCCUGAGCAGCGUGGACGCCUGGUGGGCCUGGAGCCUGAGCACGCUGCUGGACGGCCUGUACCCGGAGAGCGGGUCUGCUGACGGCGGCUCACCGGGCACACAGGUGGGCUUCCCUCUGGUCCUGACCACCCUGCCACCGUGGGGCGGGACCAUCAAUGGCGCAUCCCGUUCCCUGCUUCCACCCCCUCCCCACCCCUUGCUGCCAAACUUCCCCAGGUCCCUGCGUUUGCUGCCCGGCGCGCUCGGAGGGAAGUGCUACCUGCUGGCCCCGCCCGUCCUCCGACAGCUCAGAGCCCCCCCUGGGAGUCCGUGCCAGCUUCCCGGGCCGCUCUCGGCGCCCACCGAAGACCCGCUGCCUGAGCGUCACCCUGAAACCCCCUCCGUGACCGGCGCCGAGGCCCAGGGAGCGGCCCCGAGGGCCCCCAAGGCCUGCGGGGAGGGCUGUGAGCUCCGCCUGGGCAGACCAGGUCAGUGUGCCGAGGGUCAGCGCGUCCCCUCUGGCCCCUGCUCGUCGCUCUGGCACGCCCGGCGGGCGCGAGGUGCACUCACCGCCGCCCCCCCCCCCCCCGAGAACGCCGAGGCUGGUGCCCCCGCGCCACGACCGCAGACGCAGCAGGAGUCGGAGGGACCGGCAGGGCCUGGGCUGGACGCAGCCCCGCCGCACGGCGCCCACCCACACUCUCGCGUGCUCUGCAGGCCGGCGGCCCUCGCAGCCCUGACCGGCCUCCGCGCCCGGCGGUGGGUCGACCGCUGCACCCACGCCGUGUCGGUGCGCUUCGCCCUCUACAGCCCCCCCACCCGCCUCCUCUCCAGCGUGUCCCUGAGCGCCCAGCUUGGCCCCGCCGCCGGGAGCCUCGCCCUCUCCACCCGGGUGGAGGCCGUGUCCGUCUUCCACAGCGACCCCGCCCCGAGGGUCCGCCUCCUGCUUCCCCAGCUGGCCCUCCUGGCGCUCACCCUGGCCCACCUGUGCCUCCAGCUGCACGGCCUGGCGGAGGAGGGCAUGCGCGGCUACUGGCGGCGGCCAGGGAACUGGCUGGAGGUAGCCCCUCUGUCGUGUCUUCCCGCACUCACGGCCGCUGUGCUGCCCGUCGCCGCAGCGGGCCUCGCCUGGUUCGCAGCCCGUGGCCGCCUGCUCUCCCUGACUGCGGAGGUGGCCGACCAGCUCCAGCGGGGGCUCCGGCCGGGGUCUGUGGACCUCAGUCACGUGGCUUCGUGGGCUCAGAGGGCGCGGUGGCUGCAGGGAGCCCUGUCCUUCCUCCUGGCCCUGAGGUGCCUCCGUCCGCUCGGCUGGCAGAGCGCCACGGCGUCCCGCUCGCUCUCGGGCCUCCUCCCACCAGCGGUGAGGGCCCCCCUCCCCCCCCAUCGAGUUACCGCCCAGUUAGCGUCCCUGGCCGGGACCCUGGUGCUGGCCGCCCACGCCCACCUGCGUGCGACUCCGCUCUUCGCCCGGGCCCCACCGUCCGGCACCUUCGCGGAGGCCUUCCAGCGGCUGCCGUUCCGUUUUCCGGGAAGCGGCCAAAAAGGCACCUUCCUGGGCCUCCCCAGGUCUGACCUGCGGGCGGCGUCUGGGUGCUGCGCGGCCCUCCUCGCAGCAGGGACGGCUCUGUGGUUUGCGCUGCUGAGAGGGUCCCUCCGGGCUUUUACCCCCAAAAGGAAAUCCUUCCGACGCCGGUCUCUCGUGGCACCGGGAGACCUGAUGGCCUACACCUGGGAGCAGGCGCGCUCCGCGCUGGGGCUGCGGAGGCCCGCGCUGGAGGAGGAGGCGGGGCCUGCCGAGAGUCACGCCUGCCCGCUGGACGAGUUCGCAGGUCUGCUGGACGAGCUCCUGCGGAGGGUCGAGGGCUUGUCCGACAGCCCCCAGCCGCCUCCCGAAGAAGGGCAGGACGCGCCGGCGGCCGGGGCGGAGGGCGGCCCCUUGGGGGCAGCUUCUGAUGGCCGAGCACCGGGGGUGAGCGCAUGAGAAUGUACU